AUGGGUCUACACCCCGAGGCGCCAUCAUGGAAAUGCUGUGUUCAUUUCAUCAUCCUGCUCUCGCAUGUGUCCUCUGAGUUUGAGAUCUCCGUACCUACUGGUGUACAGAUGGGUGUGUACGGCGAGUCAGUGGUUCUGCCCUGCACGUUCCCAGUGGGCAGCUCGUGGGAUGCAGGCAGCAGUGUGAUCACAUGGCAGCGUCAGCUAGAGGUGGUUCAUAUGCAGAAGGGGAAUGCAUCGCACAGGCUGGACCGUACCACUCUAGAAGAUGCGGGGGAGUACACCUGCUCUAUCAGCACUCAGCUGGGCAACCAGAGGAAGAGCUUUAGGCUCAAAGUAGCAGCGUUUUACGCGGAGCCCCAACUGCACAUCUCAAUGCUGAACGAUGGCCAUGUGGAGGUGCUGGUGACGUCAGAGGGUGGGUACCCCUCCCCUGCGCUGCAAUUGCUGAUGGGAAAUACCAGCGAUGUCACCAACAGCACAUACACACAACUAAGGCAGGACCAGUACACACACCUGUACAGCGUAAACAAUAAACUUAACCUGACCUUUAGUGCCAACUCCUCCAUCAUAUUCAUCAUGAAGAACCCAGAUCUGGGCCAGGAGAUCAGGAGGAACAUCAACCUCUCCUUAGAAAACAGCAGACAUGAUGGACACAAACUGAAAAUCACUUCACUGUUCCUUCUUGGACUGGUCACCACAAUGGAUUUUAUAUUUUAUAUGUUCUGUAUUGAUUAAAGAUUUAUAAUCACACUCUUAAAA
Silurus meridionalis is the source of this 762-nucleotide messenger RNA. Its product is annotated as programmed cell death 1 ligand 1-like. Gene Ontology annotation, biological process: cellular response to lipopolysaccharide; cell surface receptor signaling pathway; T cell costimulation. The record is from RefSeq and is a predicted model, not a curated record. Gene Ontology annotation, cellular component: external side of plasma membrane. Lineage: Eukaryota; Metazoa; Chordata; Actinopteri; Siluriformes; Siluridae.